Molecule: messenger RNA, 1140 nt
Organism: Penaeus monodon (black tiger shrimp)
Lineage: Eukaryota; Metazoa; Arthropoda; Malacostraca; Decapoda; Penaeidae
Product: zinc finger MYM-type protein 1-like
Exons: 1
Coding region: 1-1140 (379 amino acids)
Source: RefSeq, a predicted model, not a curated record
AUGACAACAUCGAAGCUCAACUGUGAUGGAUUAUCUGACUGGAAGCAUUUGGGUGAUAAGUUGUCGGAUCACGAAAAAAGUGGCAACCAUCUAAAGCAUUUUGUUCAAUGGAACAAGACUAUAGAUGAAGAUGCACAGAAAGAGUUGAAUGAUCUUAAAAAAUACUGGAGAAAUGUUCUUGAACGGCUGUUUGCUAUUACCCACUAUUUGGCCUCAAGAAAUCUGUCUUUUCGAGGAACUCGUGAAAAACUUUUUCAGCCCAACAAUGGCAACUUUUUGGGGCUCGUAGAACUAUUGGCCCAAUUUGAUGUUGUCAUGGCAGAACACGUGCGACGAACGACUGAGGGGAAUCAAACGGAUCAUUACCUCGGAAAAAACAUGCAGAAUGAAUUCAUCCAAAUGCUGGCAGAUCAUGUCAAAAAAGAAAUUAUUCAGCAAGUCAAGGAUGCCCGAUACUAUGCAGUCAUUCUAGACUGCACACAAGAUGUUAGUCGUGUGGAGCAAAUGUCUCUUGUCGUUCGUUUUGUGGGAAGCAAAGGUGAAGCUGAAGAACAUUUUCUUGAUUUUAUGCCGGUUCAUGAAACAACAGGUGAAUCGCUGGCAGGAACGUUGCUGCAGAAGGUGGAAGACUUAAGACUUUCUCUGAGUAACUCCAGAGGACAAGGUUACGAUAACGGUUCAAAUAUGCGAGGAAAAAAUUGCGGCGUUCAAGCUCGCAUUCUGCAACAGAAUCCACGAGCCUUCUUUGUGCCAUGCGGCUGUCACUCAUGGAAUCUUGUCUUAGGCGAUGCCGCUGCUUCUUCCAACAAAACUGUUUUAUUCUUUGGUACUUUACAAAGAAUUUACACCCUUUUAUCGGCUUCACCAAGACGAUGGAAGCUUUUAACGGAUGCUGUUGGAUCAGUGGGUCUCACAGUCAAAGCUCUUUCGGAAACCCGCUGGGAAUGUCGGAUAGAAAGUGUGAAGGCUAUCCGGUGGCAGCUCCCCGACAUUGUUGACGUCCUGCAACAAGUCUCUACCACUCCCGGCGAUCCCAUGGCACAGAGCGAUGCAUCUUCCCUUUGCACCAUUCUGCAGUCUUUCGAGUUUAUUUGUCAACUGUCGUGUGGCACGACAUUCUAUUCAAAGUCAACAUCAUGA